Penicillium arizonense is the source of this 1284-nucleotide messenger RNA. RefSeq lists its product as uncharacterized. The record is from RefSeq and is a predicted model, not a curated record. NCBI's taxonomy places the organism in Eukaryota, Fungi, Ascomycota, Eurotiomycetes, Eurotiales, Aspergillaceae. The transcript has 4 exons. Gene Ontology annotation, molecular function: transmembrane transporter activity. Bases 1 to 1284 code for a protein of 427 amino acids. Gene Ontology annotation, biological process: transmembrane transport.
AUGUCUGCCAACGGAAAGCCUCCUCUAGGCUACAGGUGGCGCUCUUCAAGCGGGUUCAUCCUGUCUUGCAUGGCCCUGGCUCUCUUUUCAGGGAACUUCCUAUACAGCUACAUUGUUCCAAUCCUUCCAGAUAUGCUCGAGACCCGCCUUCACGUUCCAAAAUCUCAAACGCAAGCGACGACCUCGCUUGUACUUUCAGCCCAUGCGUUAGCUUGCUUGAUUGCGGGACCCCUCACAGGCUACCUCGCGGAUAGGGCCCCAAGUCGACGGUUCUCUUUGAUUGCUUCCUUGGGAGUUGAAAUGAUUGGGACUGUUAUCAUUAUGGUAGCGCGAACGGUCCCCGUCCUUGUUCUGGGACGAAUUAUCGAAGGUCUGGGAGGGAAUUGUAUUUGGCUCGUCGGGCUCGCAACUGUAGCUGAAACAGUUGGGCCUAAUCAUACUGGGGCAGUAAUGACAACAAUAUCUUCAUUCUAUGCUAGUGGGAUGAUCUUAGGCCCAGUUAUAUCUGGCUUACUACUAUCGACUGUGGGCUACUAUGCCACCUGGUCCGUCGCUCUUCUCGUCCUUGGCUUUGAUAUGAUGAUGCGGUUGGUUAUGAUAGAAAAGAAACACGAGGAACAGACGAAUCUCGCCGAGGGACCAUGCAACAACAAUGAUUCCGUAGAAGGCGAGGCUGAAAAUGCAAGAGCGAGCAGUGAAAGUACCGCUGAUGAAACAUCUAGUCUCAUCAGGUCUUCGCAGAACGAACGACCCAAUUAUGGAUCACAGCCGGAUUCAAAUUCAGUUUCCCAAGAGCCGGAAAUGGCCGUUGAGCCCCCCGGACAUCAAAGCGUAUACAAGGCGAUGUUGACAAACCCCUGUGCCCUCGCCAGUUUGGCCGGGCGUAGUGCAAUGGCCGUGAUUAUGGUCAGCUUCGACACCACUCUACCUCUACAUUCCAAGAAUGAAUUUGGCUGGAAUGCUGCUCGCGUUAGUUUGAUGUUUCUGCUUCUCCAGUUGCCUGCUAUCUUUCUAGCCCCAUUCAGUGGCAUGUUGAAAGAUAAAUUCGGAACCAAAUUCCCGACAGCUGCAGGAUUCUUCGCCAUUUCAAUUUUUAUAUGGUUAAUGGGUACCCCAGGGAAAGACGGUCUUCCUUUUGCAGGAGUUGGAGGAAGGGGCCAGGCUAUUUUUAUGACAGCAAUUGUGGGGGUUGGCACCGCACGUACUUUGAUUAGCGGCUGUGGCACCAUUGAGUUGACUAGUGAGUCCAGUCUGUUCAAAAUACCUCUGCUAUUGCCGUUCUAA